UCCUCCAAUUCCCAGCAGCAGCAGCUCAGCAGAGCUCCUGUGAUUUUUGCUUUGAUUCACUGCAGAAACCUUGGAUCUGUACAGGACUCUAUCCUUGUUGUCUGUUUGUUUGUUUUAAGGAUUUUUCUUGUCCACUGCAACAUGGAAACAACUACUGGGGAAUAUGUUGAUAACUAUGAGUAUUAUGAUGACAAUGAGACUGCCUGCGACUUCUCAGAGUGGGAGCCCUCUUACUCCCUCAUCCCGGUCCUCUACAUGCUCAUCUUCAUCCUGGGCCUGUCAGGUAACGGCGUGGUCAUCUUCACUGUCUGGAGAUCCAAAUCGAAACGUCGGGCUGCUGAUGUCUACAUAGGAAACCUGGCCCUUGCUGACCUCACCUUUGUUGUAACCCUACCCCUCUGGGCUGUGUACACGGCGCUGGGCUACCACUGGCCCUUCGGCGUGGCUCUGUGCAAGAUCAGCAGCUAUGUUGUUCUGGUCAACAUGUAUGCCAGUGUUUUCUGCCUCACCUGCCUGAGCUUUGACCGCUACCUGGCCAUCGUGCACUCUCUGUCCAGCAGCAGGCUGCGCUCACGGGGCACCAUGCUGGCGUCCUUGGGUGCUAUUUGGCUCCUGUCCGGCCUGCUGGCUGUGCCCACUCUGCUCUUCCGCACCACUGUGAACGACCAAAACAGCAAUCGGACCACAUGCGCCAUGGACUUCAGCCUAGUGACCCUGAACCAAAGGCACGAGCACCUCUGGAUUGCAGGUCUCAGCUUGUCCUCCUCUGCCUUGGGUUUUCUUCUACCUUUCCUGGCCAUGACCAUCUUUUACUGCUUCAUCGGCUGCACAGUCACACGUCACUUCAACAACCUGCGCAAGGAGGACCAGAAGAAGAAGAGGCUUUUGAAGAUCAUCACCACACUGGUAGUGGUUUUUGCCAUCUGCUGGACCCCCUUCCACGUGCUGAAGAGCAUGGACGCCCUCUCCUACCUGAACCUGGCUCCGAGCUCCUGCGGCUUCCUGCGCUUCCUGCUGCUGGCUCACCCCUACGCUACCUGCUUGGCCUACGUCAACAGCUGCCUCAACCCGUUCUUGUACGCCUUCUUUGACCUGCGCUUUCGUUCCCAGUGUCUCUGCCUGCUCAACCUGAAGAAGGCUAUGCAUGGCCAGAUGAGCUCCAUGUCGUCCACACUCAGUGCCCAGACUCAGAAGUCAGAGAUUCAGUCUCUGGCCACAAAGGUGUAGAGGGUAAAAGGAAAGGUGGAGCGGUGCUGCGGGACGGUGCCAGCUGCCACCACUGGAACACUUGUAAAAAUACAGACUUUACGUGUCCAUUGUUCAAAGCUGGUAAGAUGAGAUGAUGAACUUUGAAUUGUCACUGCUCACAGUCAUGACAUCCAUUACAUGUUCCUCCUGUUCUACAGUGGGUGGCGUCGAUGCUCUGUUUGUUGUGUGGACUUGGGAAGCUGGAGCCAGCUGGCUGAGCUCCUUAGCUGCUUUGUUCCUCAAAUUCUCAGAGAAAAAGUCUAUUUUAUUUCUUUUUUCUUUUGUCCUGCUCUGCAAAAGUUCUCAUUUGUGUCACAAAAGGGGGCAGAAUUCUGAUCUUAAAAUCACAUGCCGAUUUUAGGAAGUGUGUAUCGAUUUGCAUGGAAUCUGUUUACACUGGAAGAACCAUAAAGCUGUACAGUAUUUUCAUACCAUAGCAAAUUUUUUUUUUUCAGAACUAUUGCUGUUUUGUUUUAGAAGCACUUGUUUAAAAAAAUGUGCGAGCAGGGAAAUCAAUCAGAGCAGUGUCCUCUUACAAGCUUUUUGUUUGUGAAGGUAGAAGU
Messenger RNA from Xiphias gladius (swordfish), 1811 nucleotides. It is a transcript of the gene aplnra, whose product is annotated as apelin receptor a. The transcript has a single exon. The coding region runs from base 142 to 1227 and encodes 361 amino acids. Gene Ontology annotation, biological process: immune response; G protein-coupled receptor signaling pathway. Gene Ontology annotation, cellular component: membrane. Gene Ontology annotation, molecular function: G protein-coupled receptor activity. The record is from RefSeq and is a predicted model, not a curated record. Lineage: Eukaryota; Metazoa; Chordata; Actinopteri; Istiophoriformes; Xiphiidae.